Molecule: messenger RNA, 1686 nt
Organism: Ictalurus furcatus (blue catfish)
Lineage: Eukaryota; Metazoa; Chordata; Actinopteri; Siluriformes; Ictaluridae
Gene: ccl34b.4
Product: chemokine (C-C motif) ligand 34b, duplicate 4
Exons: 4
Coding region: 117-440 (107 amino acids)
Biological process (GO): immune response
Cellular component (GO): extracellular region
Molecular function (GO): chemokine activity
Source: RefSeq, a predicted model, not a curated record
CAAUUACAGUGGUGAAAGGUGACGCACUGCUUGUUUUCCUCUUGCGUUGUCUCGGUAAUAAAAGAGAAGCAUCUUCACAAUUAAGAUCCAUUAGCUGAGUGAAACCAAUCCACUGAAUGAUCUACCCACUGAAAACCAUGCUGGACUGCAAUAAAAACUGGUACACAUUUUUGGUUGUGCUGCUUGCACUUUUUGGAUGCAUCACAGCUGCACCUGGUAACUACCGUCGACCUACCAAAGUUGGUCUUGUGUGCUGUGAGGCAGUCUCCAAAGCACUUAUACCAUCUACCAUAAAGCUCACCGCAUACAAGCACCAGAAUGCCCUGAAUCCUUGUGUGGAAGCUAUCAUUUUUUUCUCCAAGAAUGAAAAAUAUUGUUCUGACCCUAAUGCACGCUGGAUCCCAAAGAAACUGAAAGGUUUGACAGAGAUCAAGGAAUGAAAAUGCCAGACAAAAUGUUUGCAGCCGUCUUCCUGUUGCUUGCAAUAAUUUUUUUUAAUACAUUAAAAAAAAAAACUAAUAAAAAAAAGUUUUGCAUACAACGCAAGGUAGAAUGUAGACCGUUUUCAUGACUCAUAAAUUAAUGUACAGUUAAUGGGGAACCAUUAUACUCCAAUGUCAACUUUUAUUGUGCCUUUAAGCUUUGCUGUAACCCUUUAAAGCUGUCAUAUCGUUUUAAAAAUGUGAUUCUACUGGUUUGAUGUAGUCUACUGUUUAAACAGUGUGAACUCCUAUAGCUAUUUGAUUAAUAAAAAUAUUGAUGCAUAGUAGUGUGCUACACCCUUAAAAUGUCAGUUUCUGAAAAAGGAAAUGCAGAGUGCAUACUUUAGUACAAGUAUACAACAUUCUUUGAAGCUUCCAGGCUUGUUUGUUGUUCCCCUAUUUAAAUCUCUACAAAUGUUGUAAUGAUCCCAAGUAGAAUACUACUUUCACACGAUUGUUUUUGCUUCGGUCCAGAGAGAGCUUAAGAAGGCAACAUCUUUUGAAAAUGAUGGGUAAUAUCUGUGUAAUAUAUUGCAGUAUUUGUAAUAUUUGCAGAACAUGAUAUCUUUUCUUUUUCUUUUUUUUUUUUUCUCUUUUUUUAAUGUCUGUACUUUCACCACUAGGGGACCACGUGAACAGUCUACAUAAUAAAAUACCAUUACCUUGCAAAAAGUGUCAUUUUUUUUGUUUGUUUCUCCUUGCACUGAGGUGGCUAAUGAUUUGAUCUGAUCUAAUCAAUAUAUUUAAUAUACCGAAUAUUUAUGUUGACACUGAAUACACAUUAGUAUAGAUUUUGCCGAUGUGUCUUUAGGAACAUCUUAACCUUAAUUUGAGAAUUUAGCUGAUGUGUUUCUAACGCUUGGAUUUUGACUGUGCGAGAUGAUUAAGUUUAUAUAGCAUGAACUGAACAAGUUACAGCUUUUACAUGAUCCCCACACUAUACGGGACUUAGGCUCCUUAAAAUACCUGACCAAACAAACCAGUGAAACCAGUGAUUGUGACUAAUUUGUGAUCAAUGAUCAUGUCCGAAGGCCCUGUUUGAAGUAUAGAAUCAAAGUCAGACUCUUGUGUUGUGAUGAUGGAGAGGACGGACGGGUCUUGCUUCAGCAAGGCACGCACAGACAGUGAACAGGAUUCCCAACUGGGAGUCAGAGUACUUGAUGCAUCCAGUAGUAGUCUUUUGGUUCUCUUGUAGCACCCGCAC